CGUUCUUGCUUGCUUUAAUAGCAUUUAACCUGUAUAUAGGGUAUAAGUAAAAGUUUCUUUGAGAGAAACAGCAGCCAGAAGUGGUUUACUUAGCUUCCCAAAGCUUUCUCCUGAGCGGAUGCCAGUGUCCGAACGACCCAAACCAAGUUACUGUGUAGGAUCUAUAAUAAAGCCAUAUUCUGGAUCUAGACGGGCCAAUAUACGGACCAGGUCCAUUGCAGCUAUGGAAGGAAACAUAUUACGACGAGUGCUGGAGGUGAUGAAAUUCGUGGCAGUGGUUAUCUCUUUUCUGCAGUAUACAUCUGCAAAUGCCGACACCACCACAAUAAAUCUCGGGGAAGACGCUACCACUGUCAUUUCGUCCCCAAACUAUCCAUCCAACUACAAUUCGAACCUCGACCUCAAUUGGGUGGUUACGGCUCCAGAAGGUUACAUCCUCGAACUACAGAUGCUAGACCUGUCCCUCGAGUCCGGAUACGACUUCCUUUGCAUCGGUUACGGUCUCGGUCCCGAUGAACCUGGUUCCUGGGAGCUCCUGAAACUGACCGGUUCGGAUAUCCCCAGUGGAACAGCUACACCCGGUCACACGAUGUGGCUCAGAAUGACGACGGAUGUUUCAAACGACGACCAAGGCUUCAGUGUUCGCGUGACAGCCAUGACCAAUCCUGGAUGCAGCAGUGAUGAAAUCGAGUGCUCCAGUGGACUCUGUGUCAGCGAAUCUGUAAGAUGUGAUGGAAAUAACGAUUGUUUUGACUUUACUGAUGAGGAAUACUGUCCUAUCUGUGAACAAGUUCGAUUCGAUCCCUGUCGAGAGAACCUGGCCUACAAUUUGACGUUUUUCCCGAAUCGCGAUGCAGAGUCGGCUGAGGAUGCACAAGGAAGCUUCACACAAAUCGCUGCUGCUAUCUCAUCUUGCCACGAUCUUCUGUUCCCGUUCCUGUGCUCUGUGUAUUACCCAGAAUGUCCCCACAACGGCCCAACCCAUCGCAUGUGUUACUCUGACUGUAUGGCAGUCACUGAUGCAUGUCAGGCAUCCUUUGAGCAAACCCUCGAUCGUCCAUGGCCUGUCAACUGCUCAGUGUUUACCGAUGAACAGGAAGAAGAUGGAAGCUGUUUCGGUCCUUCUGGAGAUCUUCUUGAUACUGAUAUUUGCGGGACUCGUCCUGGAUACGUCCCGAGCCAAUACAGGAUUGUUGGUGGUAUUAACGCGCGCCGAGGCGAAUUUCCAUGGAUCGGCUCGCUACGAAGUGGAAGUGAAGAAAGUGAUGAAUAUGGCGGACAUAUUUGUGGGUCUACCCUUAUCAGCUCCCAGUGGGUUCUCACCGCCGCUCACUGCGUUGAACUCUACGUAGACCGUGUAGUUUUCGGGAACACGUACUUGACGAGUGACUCUGACGCCGAGGUAUCUGUCGAGGUGGCUGACGUUUUUAUACAUCCCGAGUACGACAUCUACAAUAUCCUUAAUGACCUUGCUCUGAUACGACUUGCGGAACCUGUAACCUUCAGUGACUACGUUAGACCAGCCUGUCUGGCGGAAUCCUCUGAUGAACUUAACGCCUAUCGUCGUUGUUUGAUUGCUGGAUGGGGAAUUAUCCAGGAAGGCACAGACCCACUGUCACCUAGCUUGAGGAAGGCAGUCGUCAACCUUCUUGACCGAGAAUGGUGCGAUUCCGAAUUCUCGUACAAUGGAACACUGACAGAAGCAACGAUAUGUGCUGGUUAUGAAGAAGGCGGCAUCGAUACUUGCCAGGGAGACAGUGGUGGUCCUUUAACCUGUGAAGGUGAUGACGGUCGAUGGCACUUGGUAGGAGCAACAAGCUUCGGAAAAGGAUGCGCGAGAGAACUCUUCCCUGGAGUUUACACCCGAAUCUCACCAUUCCAGUCAUUCAUUACAGCAGUAGUUUCGGGGGCAAUAUCACCUGGUGUUUUUGAAAUCAACCUUGAGCGAGGGACACCAGUGACCAUUACGUCUCCGAACUACCCCUACCCGUACAACGUUGGCGAUAUCAUCGUCUGGAAGGUAUCGGCACCUGUCAAUCACAGCGUCCGAAUGGACAUCGUCGACUUCGCUACUGAGCCUGCUUACGACUUUUUGUUCGUUGGUGACGGACUUACACCGCUGACUUACACUGAGCUUGCCAGGCUAGACGGCUAUGAUUUAAGACCAAGUUUGACGUCACAUGGCCGUCAUAUGUGGAUGAAGUUCAGCAGUGAUGUAUUUUAUACAGAGAGGGGGUUUGAAUUGACUCUGAACGCUGUGGAUCCAAGAGAUGAUAAUCCCGUUAUAUUGGUGGAUGAUACAAUGGUUCAACAGAUCCAAUCACCAGACUUUCCUCUUGAACCAAGCAACAACUUGUACAAUGUUUGGCGGAUCAAGGCUCCUCAGAAUUACAGCGUGAGGGCGCACUUUGAAUUCUUCAAUCUAACCUUUGGGUCUUAUCUAACAGUAGGCCACGGUCCUAGUCUUCUAACUUCCUCAAUCCAGCGGGAAUUAACUGGGAGUGAAAUACCAGAAGACAUAACAUCCCCUGGCCAGGAGAUGUGGUUUAGAUUUGUGACCGACAAUGGAUUCACCAGCAGAAGAAAACGAAGAGCGGUUGAGCCACUCACUGGAAAUGGGUUCUUGGUUAACCUCACUGCAGAAAGGACAGAAGAUAUCAAUGAAUGCUCGAGCAACCCGUGUGACAAUGGAGGAACUUGUACUGACCUUCUUGGAGGUUUCCAGUGCUUCUGCCCAGAUGGGUUCAAGGGUGAAUACUGUCAAAGCGAGGUUGACGAGUGCAUGAGCAAUCCAUGCCAAAACAAUGCCACUUGCGAAGACAGAAUCAACAACUUCACAUGUAUCUGUCCUAGUGGUAUGACUGGUGUGUAUUGCGAGACUGUCGUGGCAGAUCCAUGUUGUGAUGACCCCUGUACAAAUGGAGGUACUUGUAUGACAGUCGGACUAAGUUAUCAGUGUCAAUGUGCUUCCGGUUUUACAGGUCCACGAUGUGAAACAGUCGUUGCAUGCAGCAGCAACCCGUGUCAGAAUGGAGGCUCUUGUUCACCUAGUGGGGCAGGGUAUACGUGCAUGUGUGCUUCUGGGUUCACUGGGCAGAAUUGUGAGACCAUAAUGAUUGGUCCUUGUCAAAGCAACCCUUGCAGUGGAGCUGCCAGCUGCGAGGAAUAUGGGGGAAGCUAUAGAUGUGUAUGCAGGCAAGGAUUUACCGGGUACAACUGUGACAUUGAUGUUAACGAGUGUUCAAGUCUUCCAUGCCAGAAUGGAGGUCGAUGUAUCAACGGCGAGGGACGAUACACCUGUCAAUGUCGUACGGGAUACUCCGGCGUCAACUGCGAACAGGUUGGUUACUGCGAUUUAGAAGGGGAGUGGUACAACGAAUGCAACGACAGGAUUAUUAUCACCAUGACAUCUAGUGGACUUCUUCUAGGAGAAUAUAUGACCAAUGAAGAGAUCACUUUAGGCUUCUCUGCACCUACAGUAGUGGUGGGCUAUGCCAACCAGAACAAGGAUUUCCCAACCUUUGGGUUCCUAGUCGGUAGAAAUAACGGUCAGUCUACUACCAGCUGGUCUGGUCAAUGUCAACUCUGUGGCGGGGAAGAAGUCCUUUAUACGACUUGGACGACUGCCAUUGAAGCAAGCACGUGUUCAGACAUCAAACGAUCUACUCGAUUGGGGCAAGACAGAUGGACCCGAUAUCGGCAAAGUAUAGCACCGCAAAGAAAUAUUUAGCAAAGUUGAAAUCACUGACUCGUUUUCUUAACUCCAUUUUAACUGUAACAGUGGUCUACGGGUAACUAAAUUUGACUCAAGCCUUCAACAAGUAAGGGUCGAUUUACUAUUUCAACUUAAACCAUGGACUACGGAUAGCCACAUUUGACAAAUAUGAUAAAUAGUUGAUGAUCGUUUUACUACAUCAUAUUUUAAACCUUAAGCAUGGAUCUGAGUUACCAAAUGUCACUCAAACAGUUGAUGUAAAUUUAUUGAAAUUGUCUGGCAUUCAUAAGAUCAACGGUUUCCCUUAUCGUUUAACCAUUAGAACGGAAUGCAGUAAACAUAUAGAAAAUAAAAUUUAAACAAAGGUUUGACACAUUUGGCUUCCCAUAGGUUUGGCAAAGAUUAAGACUGUAGGUUGAUAAAACCAUUGGUCUGGGCAUGGUCCACCCAGGUAUGUAUGCAAUGUGUAUAAGCAAUUUGGACCAUAAAUAUAUUUGAACAUGUGGGCACUUCAUAUUUUUUUUUACAAAUUAUUGCAACUACCCACAGGUCUUUCGGGUUCUUCAGAAAUCAUGUUUGCCUCAUUUCUUAAGGAUUCUAAAUGUUUUUUGGAAGGUUAUGUCCGUCAAUGAAUUUUAUGUGUAAAUAUUGUUUUUGACGACUUUCUGUCUUUUUAUGAUAUCAUCAUAAUCAGUCAAAAUGGUAAACCCACAAUUACACUUGUCGUGAAAAUCACACCAAAACGUCACGCGAGAUUAACCUAAAUCUUAAGAGUCAAAGGAAGGAUUCUUUGACAGGUAAAUACCAAAUAUCGUAAAGCAAACACCAGAAAUUCGCUUCUAACAUUUGCUCUACUUGCGUCAUAAUGAAAUGGCUGAUUGCACAAUAAUACACAUGAAUCUGCCUGUGUUAACUGCAGUAAUAUGUUCGACUUUGUCAUGAACAUAUUUUGUUUGCAUAUUGUGGUGUGAAAUAAUGC
Molecule: messenger RNA, 4694 nt
Organism: Lytechinus variegatus (green sea urchin)
Lineage: Eukaryota; Metazoa; Echinodermata; Echinoidea; Temnopleuroida; Toxopneustidae
Exons: 21
Coding region: 119-3730 (1203 amino acids)
Biological process (GO): proteolysis
Molecular function (GO): protein binding; serine-type endopeptidase activity; calcium ion binding
Source: RefSeq, a predicted model, not a curated record